Messenger RNA from Amaranthus tricolor (Joseph's coat), 924 nucleotides. RefSeq lists its product as uncharacterized. The record is from RefSeq and is a predicted model, not a curated record. The transcript has 3 exons. Bases 88 to 924 code for a protein of 278 amino acids. NCBI's taxonomy places the organism in Eukaryota, Viridiplantae, Streptophyta, Magnoliopsida, Caryophyllales, Amaranthaceae.
CAUCACUUCCAUAAAAUCAAAUUCUUCACAUAAAAUUAAGCGGAGCUAAAACUUUGGAAUCGAAAUCGUCAACAAAAAUUCGAGUAAAUGGCUGGAAAUCAAGGUAAAGGAAAAGGGUUUUUUAGAGGUUUAUUAAGCGGCAAUAGAUCUAGGCCUACUUUACUGAGAGGUGAUCCCCAUGAGAGGGGGGUUACGGGAUCUGCAAGGCGAGCAAGGCAAGAACAAGCGGCCAUACAUAGUCAGGCCCAACGUUCAAGUACCCUAGAGCAAGUGCGUAGUCGCUUUGAGCGCCAAAGUAGCCUACAUAGUCAUACGGUCGGCUCAGGUGACGAUGAUACUGAUUACGACGAGUCUCUUAGUCGGGAAGAGUCUCUUGGUCAGGAUGAGUCUGCAUGUCAUCCUGUUGAUUGGACGAUCGUAAGAGGCCAUGCUGUUAAGUUCAAGAGUAGAGGGCAGGGCUCGAGUGGCACUUCUGAUCAGGCAGGAGUAAGCCAGGCUGAGGAUGCGGCUCCACGGGGGAGGAGGCGAUCGCAGUCCGCGGACACGGACUGGUUAAUCACAUCAGCCCAGCCCGGGGGCCCUGUUGAUACUACUUUAAUACCCAGCUACGGUGGGCACGUAGCAAAGGCUAUAUUUGAGGGAUCGGAGCGCACCCCUCCGAUUUUGGAAUGUCGUGCUCGGAAGAAAACGUUGGACUCAAUCAUUAGACUUCAGGACAUGUCUGAUGAAUUGUACAGAGUGUUACCUGGUACUCCCCUUGGUCGGCUGCCCUUGGCCUGGCCGGCCUUUUUGGUAUGCCAUUGUCGGAGCUGCGUGCGAAGGGGCACUUCACAAGCGGCAGCAUUAAUGUUGGUGCACUGUUGCAGCUAUGCCACCGUUCUCAGUCUAUGGAUACUCAACGUACCGCCUACUACAUGGCUAUAG